CCAAGUCCAACACGCCUUUUUUAAUCAACAAAAUCCUCGUGAGCCUUUUCGUUUUUGACUCUCUUCUUCCUUCUCUCAUGGCUUCGGAGCAGUACGGUGCCGUUUUUGAGGAAUAUCAGGACGACGACGAGGAACCCUCUUCCUCUGGAAACGACGACGUCCUCAACGACAACGACGAAGAGGACGAAGAGUUGUUAGAGGAAGAAGAGGAUUUUAAUUCUCCCUCUUUACUACCUCAGCCGAUUGCCGCCGUCGUUUCCACUGAUUCAAUCCCCGCCGUUCCUCUUCUUGCCUUGCCUUCCUCCAACGUCGUAACCGUCGCUGCUUUUCCAAUCGGCGAAUUGAAUCCCGAUUCCAAACGCCAACGGACUGAUUCCGUGGUAUCUGAGAAAAAACCUCCUCUGCAACCUUUCGAUGAAUCACGACGGUUGUUUCAACGUUUAUGGACUGACGAAGACGAGAUCGAGCUUCUCAAAGGAUUUCUCGAUUACACGUCCUCGAGAACCAACCCAAAUUCUUCUUCUCACCACCAUCAUCAUGAUACUGCGUUGUUUUACGAUCUAAUCAAAUCGAAGCUUCAGCUGGAUUGCAACAAGAACCAACUAGUUGAGAAACUUCGAAGAUUGAAGAAGAAAUAUAGGAACGUGAUGAACAAGAUCAAUUCAGGUAAAGAUAUUUCCUUCAAAAGCCCUCAUGAUCAAGCUACUUUUGAAAUUUCUCGAAAGAUCUGGAGUGAUACUGUUGGCAAAGUAGAAGAUAAUGUUUUAGAUUAUGAUGAAAAUAAUAUUAAUAAUAAUGCUACUAACAUCAAUUUACUUGAUGAAAGUGGAGAGAAAAGAAAUUCUACUCCGAAAUCCCCAGCUACCAAGAAAAGGUCUAGAAGUAAAGGAGGGAAAAUGGAGGAGAAGAGAGUUUUAAACGAUGGGUUUGUGAUUUCUAACAAUAAUUUUAAUAAUAGUGAUCAUGAUCAUGCUCAUGUGGACGGAUUUGGAGGGGGUGGCGGUGGUGGUGGAGGAGGAGAAAGAGGAAACGUGGCGGCUGUAAUAGAGGAGGCGGUGAAGAGUUGUUUAACACCCUUGUUUAAGGAGUUGUUAGGUAGUUUAAUGGGAGGAGGAGGAAGAGGAUGUGGAGGAAGAGGGAUUAGUGGAUUGGCUAUGAAUGCUAUGCCAUUAAAUUUCGGCAAUUUCGGGUACGGCAGUGGUGGUAAUGGGGAGUUAAUUGAUGAGAGGUGGAGAAAGCAGCAAAUAUUGGAGUUGGAAGUUUAUUUUAAGCGGUUGGAGUUGGUGCAGGAUCAGAUUAAGGCAGCUUUGGAGGAGCUGCGGUUGAUGGGAGGGUGAUUUCUGAAUACGGUUGCUUAUGAGUGAUUUCUGAAUACGGUUUGCUUAUGAGUGAUUUCCAUGAAAGAUUUCUUGAUUAUUGAUGGAUAGGCUGACAGUGUAGGGGAGUAAUUGGUUUUAUUAGUUCGUUUUUUGGGUUUUCCUUUUGUUUAUUUGAUAGAAACGAACAGUUAUUGGAAUAAUGAUUUAUAAUCAUUUAGCCUUUGAAUCAAUAGUAUGUUCUAGUUAUUCUCAUUUGUGUAUAUAUGGUUUUUAUACAUGGGUUGGGAUUGACUUGCCUAGAAUAAAGGACCGAUGUUAUCCUUAAUGCAACCAUGCGAACUCUAACAUUGUAGAAUUUGCAGAAUGGAUUCAACUACAGUUUACCAUUUUACUG
Messenger RNA from Hibiscus syriacus, 1713 nucleotides. Its product is annotated as probable transcription factor At3g04930. Gene Ontology annotation, cellular component: nucleus. The record is from RefSeq and is a predicted model, not a curated record. Gene Ontology annotation, biological process: regulation of DNA-templated transcription. NCBI's taxonomy places the organism in Eukaryota, Viridiplantae, Streptophyta, Magnoliopsida, Malvales, Malvaceae.